Folsomia candida is the source of this 942-nucleotide messenger RNA. RefSeq lists its product as uncharacterized. NCBI's taxonomy places the organism in Eukaryota, Metazoa, Arthropoda, Collembola, Entomobryomorpha, Isotomidae. Bases 282 to 851 code for a protein of 189 amino acids. The record is from RefSeq and is a predicted model, not a curated record. The transcript is spliced from 2 exons.
AAUAUGGUUGGCUUCUUAAAGAAGAUCACCUUUGAAUAAGUUAAUCUGUUAGUAUUGCGCAUAUGUAUGCUCACCAAGUUUUUUUCAUUGAAGUGAGAACGGCAACAAAAUUACCAACAACUUCCCAAUGACAUCAGUCUCUGACCAAUGCUCAACCAGUUCUAAAUAUAGGGACAAAAUAAUACUCAGCACGCGUUGUUUAUAGAAUAAUAAAUAUAUACAAAAUCGCCCUAUUUGGAAAGGAAUAUUUCAAUUAAUUUGAGAAAGCGAUUGAGUUCAUCAUGGAGUACUCCACUAUCAAGUACACUGUGAUUGGGUUUGCAAUAAUCUUGGGAGUAUUUCAAUACUCUGAUGGGCAGAAGGAUCACGGGGAAGCAUGCAGCUUACGGUCACAAAUUGCCGACUUUUUUCGAUCGAGCAAUUCCUCAAAAGGCUGCAUUUCUGAAAAAGGUCUCGUUUGUGUGAACCAUAAAUGCACCUGCAUGGAUCCGAGUAAUGUUUAUGAAGUUCCAGAACCCACUGAGUCAGGGUCGAUGGGUUCGGAUAUUUCAUCCGCAGCCUCGGCAGCUUCCUCCUUUAUCAAGAAUUUGAUUAGGGGAUCAACUACCACAACGACCACAACGACGACGCCGUCAACCCCCACAUCGGGGGCGGUAAUUAGUGGGGGAAAAUGUGUGGGUCGUGCAGGAAGUCCUUGUUUCAGACAAAACAGCACUUGCGUCAAACACGCCGUUUGCGAAGGGUCACCACGCAUUUGCAAAUGCCAAGGAAUCUACGGUUCAAAUGGGUCCGGUUAUUGUUCAAAAACAGCAAACGUUGUGAGCCAAGUUAUCAAAAGUACAGUGGGUUAAACAUAAAUAAUUUUCACAGCUCGAGGAAAUUACGAAUAUUUGUCUAUAUCAAACAAAUUAAACGAAAUAAAAAUGUCUCAAAUAAUGAUAA